CGUGCAGCAACUGAAGUACCUUUAUUAGUGUUAUUUGCUUGCUCUUUUUAUUUUCCUCGGUUAAUGAGGAUUACCCUGACGAAAGAUGACAUUAUGAGGCCAAGAAAGGAUUUGCUUUUGGCAGAAGUGGUGCUGGUGGUGAUACUCUUUUCCAUUGGAGUAUCUGCCCAAGACUGCUACAAGGUGCACUCGCGGGAUCGUUACUGGAGAACCUCCCCGGGUGAAUAUGACGAGACAAAAAUGACCGGAGCGACAUGCAAGGCCCAAUGUACCAAGGAAGGAUAUAAGUUUGCAUCAACGCAAGCUGGCAAGUUCUGCUUCUGCAGCAAGACGAAGCCACCUGAUAGUGACAAGGUGCCACCCGCACAAGCAAAGAAAUUAUGUAGCGUGAAAUGUGUAGGUGCUCCGACUGGUACAGAGUACUGCGGGGGGCCGCACUAUGUCACCUUAACCAUGGGUGUGGCGAAGCUGGAGGAUGCCUGGCUGACAGCAAAGAAGGUCGAAAUCAAAGAAACAUCAACAGAGGUCAAACUGCAGUUCGGGGUCGUUGGCGGUGGUGAGAAGUUCGUGUUUAACUUUGACAAUACUGCGGGCGACACAGACGUAUGUUUUCCGACUGGAUUCACGAAUAGAGACAGUGACAAGAACGUGAAACCCAUGUUCCACAUUCCUGGCGUCUACAAUGUCAUAGCAGAGGUGACAAGUACGGGAGUCCCGGGCAAGACCCUUCCGAGCAGGAAGGGUCACCAUGAAACUACAGGUUCGAGAAUCGUUUGUCUGUUUCUUUUCGAAGUUCACUCAUACAGCAUAGCCUCUACUCCUUUACAGAAACUGCAUGCAGCGGUUGGAGUGGUGGCUCAGUCCAAGCCAAACGACUUCGAGAUCAAGUGCCCAGAGCAAGUGGAGAAAUCAGACGACAUUACCAAACGUGACCAGGAAUUCGCCUGCAGUGCUACGGUCUACGUGGGCUCUAACAUCAAGGCGAACAUCGACUUCAAGGAUGGAAAGAUGUACAACAUCCCAAUGGCUGAUCCUCUUAUAACCACGGCCGGCCCGGGUAUUCCCCAAUAUGGCACAUGUACCGGUGGCGCCGCCAAUAAGAUAUACGUGAUGCCGGGGUCUGAUUUCGUUGAAGACGGAGUCAUCAUUGGAUGGGAGUUCAACUUGCAAAGCAAGGGGGAUAUUACACUCAUGGUUCUGGAACCUGCGUGCAAAGUUGGUGACGUGUUUUGUUACGAUACUUACAAGUGUGCAAAAAGCUGUGAAAUCUCCUGCUCGAAAUCGACGCAGUCCUUCUGUUCAUCCCGAGGUAUGUGUACGGCAAAGAAACCAACCACCUGCCCAGCUUCUCCAAGAUCACAAACGCCCUCUUUCGACUAUAAGGUGAAGUACACCAAGUCUGUAAAGGCUGCUACCCAGAAGGUCGGAUACAACUACAUCGAUGAAAGGAAAGUGACAGUUGCCAACCUAAGAGUUACCAGGGGAAUGGUCCUCGGCUAUGCCUCUGCCAGCGGUAAGGGCGUCAUCGCAACCAAGAAACCGUGGACAGGGACAUCUGACUACUCCAAGGCAUAUGCGGCAGUCGCUGUAGGAAACUCUAUAACGCAAUUGUCGCUCAAGAAAGAAGUCAACCAACAGAUCCUUCUGCGCGCCAUCCUGAGCACACCAAGCACGGUCAAGUUUUUUCAUCAUUAUACGAAGUUGGGUGUGUUCGAUGUCGGGAUCGGUGUGACUACCACAGCGUUCCCGGCCAAGGCGGUCGUCGUCCCGCCGAAAAGUACCCAGAUCACGGUACUAGAAGGGAUUAAGGAAGCUCCGUUGGACGUGCCACCUGUUAACGAAGCUGGGAAACCACUGACUUUAAAGGUUGGAAAACACGCAGCGAAAGUAACAAAUGUAACGAAUAACAACCAGUAUCUGUGGAAUUUCGGGGACAAGUCUUCUGUACACAUGGUCAACGGCACUCCUAUUACGAAGCACACGUUUGGAAUCGGGAAGUACAAUGUCUGCGUCGAGGCGAAGAACGCCAUCUCGGGGAAGACGAAUUGUACGACGCUAGAGGUCAAGGAGAAAAUCGGGACCAUCAAAGUAGUCAAUCCGACCGCUGUGGCUGGCGAUAAUUCCACUAUCAAUAUCACCAUCAGCAAAGGUUCUGGCUACGACUGUAGUAUUGACUAUGGCGACGGGUCUAUCACACACGUUAAUGACACGAUGUUACCGAAAGCGACAGGUCAUGUAACGCAUGAAUACACGACCCCGGGAAAGUAUAAUGUGAAGGUAGAUUGCAAGAACGGACUACUACCAGACCCACCCGUUCAGGCAAUGCCCAUUGAAGUUCAAGAAACCAUAACUGGGCUCAAGUUUAAAACAACCGGUGCCCAGAAAGGUCAACCAGUAAAGGUCCAGCUUGGAACUAAUGUCAAGAAUGGGUAUGGCUUGAAAUAUAAAUGUACCUCCGUACCACCGUUUAAAGCGGGCACAAGCAUUGACAUGUCUGCUUGUGAUAACAAGCCUAAAUGUGACUCGGCGGAGAUCAAAGGUGUGGUAGCACAAGGCUACGAGCUGACCUGCACUGUCGCCAACAAGCUUGGCAAGAUCACCGAUAGUACCAACUUUACUAUUGAUUCACCAAUCAACAAUCCCGACUUUAACGUGACUGACUUGUGUAAAGAAGUUCCCAGUCCACCCGACCUCCUAGCAUACUACAUCAUGGUGCCAAGCUGUGUGGUGUUCACUGGGGGUAUGGAGAGUGGUUCAAGCGCUUUCGUCAAGAUUGACUACGGAGACAGCACCCCUCCGGAUGAAAAGCGAAUGCCUCCAUUAAAGGCCUGGCCUACAAACUAUCAUGAGGUCUUCAACCAUACCUACACUAAAGUCGGUGAAUUCCACGCGCAAGGAGAAAUAGGGAAUGGAGAUGGAUCGUUCUUGUAUAACUUCACCAUCAGCGCCUUCAAGAAGUCGCACCUCUCAUGCGAUAACUUGGGUCCUCAGAAACCUGGAGCAGUCGGCAUCACGUUCAGGUCGAGCGAUGGAUCAGUACCUCCAGACACAACAUACACCAUCGACUUCGGUGAUAGAAGCACGAAGGGAAAGGGACAAUUCCAGUUGUCUACGCCCAUUUCUCACAACUACAAUCAACCCGGUACCUUCUCGGUCAAGGCUGUCUUCACUAAUCUUGUCGAGGUCAUCCCCCUCACCUGUACCGUUGAAGUCAUCGAGGAGAUUCUCAACCCCAAGUUCUUCCUCAGACCCCCGAAUAUUGCUGUAGGAAGUAAAGUCUCUAUGUUAGCACAGGUCGCCAAAGGAUCCGGCAUGAAGGUCACCUAUAGCUGGGGCACAACCCCACUCAAAAAUGUAACAGAUGGCUUCAACAAGUCGACGACACCUGCUCUGAUCUCUGAACAGAAGUUCGACAAGCCCGGGAACUACACGGUUUCUGUGACCAUCCACAACAAACAUGGCCAUACGAAAACCUUCACCCAGACGAUCUUCUGCCAGCAUCCUGUCACCAAGGACUACAAUCUAGUCAGCGAUGCACCAGCGACCGUGGAAUUCCCCUUUGUAAACUUUACAUUUACCUGGACUGGUACCGAGAAACCAACCGACGCCAGUCACGUGAUGCACUUCGGGCGAUCAGCAGACGGUCAGGAGUCUUUUGACUUUGAUUACAAGAAGAAAGUGUAUAAGUGGGACAAACAUGCGUACGCGCCACCCGGGCCUAGGACGGCUAGGGUGGUGGUUAAGAAUCUGGUGUCUGAAUAUACCUUCACAGCAGAUGCAAGCGUCCAAAGCAAACUGGGAACACUUGUCAUCAAAACCAAGUAUCGUCCGAAGAAACCGCUCAAUGGUGUCGACCAGCCAGGUGUUGGUGAGAGCGGGAACCAUUUCCCAAGCAACCGGGACCUCAAGUUUUAUCCAGAAUUCGUAGGCGGUAGGAACGAAACUGUUUCUCGCUACGAGAUUGUUGCAGAGAGUGAUGGCUAUGUGUGGGCUUGUACCCUCACUAACAUCAAACCUGGUGACCCGUUACCGUACAAGAUUCCAGGGCCUGGCGCUUACAAUAUCUGCAUCACCGCCGUGAAACCAUUGGGAGAGGUGACCAACUGUACCAGUGUGGUCAUAGGAGACACCUGUCACGGCAUCUCGAUACAUGAUGGAAGGGCUACCACCAAACCUAAUGAACCAAAGGAGUUCAGAAUCAACUUUGAAAAAGUCGGCACGAACUCCUGCGUUGCGAUCGAUUAUGGUGAUAGAAGUAAACUGAAACUGUAUGGAACCCAGAAUGACUGUUACAGUCCUGAAGUGCUGGCGAGGUUAGGGAACCCUCUGAAUAGUAGUAUUGAAAUGGCUGGUCCCCUUAACCCAGACGGUUUGAAUGUUUCUCAUAUUUACAAGAGCGAAGGACCCAAGAGGAUUAAAGUGAUCGGAGCUAAUUAUCUUGGGGUCAACGAGAAGUCGCUUCAGUUCAGCAUAUCUGCGAGCCAUGUGGGCUGUAUGCGGCCGGAGAUCAUGAUAUACGAUGAGAGGCCCUUUGAGAAUGGGACGCAUUGUGAGGUUGGUUUGAGGUGUAAGAUAAGGGGCAAAGUGAUCCUAUUGAACUGUACACCAGAGACGAACAUUAAGUGGUGGGAGAUGGAACGCGUAGAUGAUAACAAUAACGUCACUGCUAUGAUCAAUCUAACAGAGGUCCGAGGCCAUGAUGGGGUUGAUAUUGAGCUUCCUGCCCAUUUCACCAAUCUCGGUGUCUACCGCCUGACGCUCUCUGUCCAGAUGACAGGCACAUGGGCAAUCAGGAAGCAACACUUUAUCAGUACUGCUGUGACGUAUAUCUACAUGGUCCGAGGUCCUAUAUUCGCUAGCAUGAUUGAAGGUGGCUUGUCUGAAAUAACGAUAGGGCGAAUGCAGAAUUAUAGCCUUACACUCAACCCCGAGAGGUAUUCUGUGGACCGGGAUGCAAGCCCCAACGAUCCGCCGGGAUUCGAUGGCUACCUAUGGUUUGCGCAAAAGAUUGGCGAGCCGGAUACAGACGAGGACACGAAGACAACCGUCUCCCAUCAACCGUCCAGUGGCACGAAAGGUGGAUGCUUUGGGAACGGGCCAGGGCGGCUUGACCUUCCUCUCAACACCGGCAAUUUCACGCCGAACUUCUAUCUCAUGCCUCUCAAUCAGACCUGUAAUAUUACAGCCAUCGUGAAGAAGGAUACUCGGUCUGGGCGUGUGUCUAUGCUCGUUACCGUUGUAGAUGGAAGGCCACCAGUGAUUAUCAUCACGUGCAGCGAUGCAAAUGCCUGCCGUAAGACCCCGUUGGGCCAGAGAUUGGUACGACCGUCCGGCAUGUGUAAGCUGAUGGUGACGUGUUUGACCAACUGUCCGUUGACGAGUGAUUUCUUUAACAACAGGGCAACAUACCAUUGGACGAUCCAGUACUAUAACGAUACCAUUGACUCGCUCUGUUAUAUUGAUGUGAAGGAAAACAAGAAGUACAUCACUGGUAACAAAUCGAAGGAGCUUACUUUGCUACCACCGCUCUUUAAGGAUUUCUCCUCGGAUCUCUACGAGGCCCAAGCUAGACUCACAUUCAAUGGUAUGACCGGCUACGCCAAGAUGGACUUCUCGGUGAAUCGUCCGCCCACAUCGACGAAGCCUUGUAGCGUGUCACCGACCACAGGAACUCACAUUACCACUAAGUUCAUCGUGAGUGGUGACGGAUGGUCGGACGAUAGAAGGAUUGUUGCUUUUGAGGUCUAUGUCAAGCUCGAGAAUCCUGACGCAAAUGAGACCGCACCUUCUCAGGAAUUCGUGCAGAGGUUCGAUGCUGAAGGUUCUGCAGUAAAGUUCGAAUUGUCCACCAACCUGCGACCCGGGACGAUGGAUGUGAUAGCUCGGGUUAUCGAUGAUGAGGGGGCCUUUACGGAAUGUCAGGCAGGGACCGUCCUGGUUUCACCUACUAGUAUGUCGACGAGUGGUCUGUCUGACAUGCUGGAAUCAACCUUCAGGAAGGGAAACCCCCGGGAUGUCGCUGAGGUGGUUGUGGCCGGAAUGAAUUCCCAGAAUGACAAACUAAAGAAAAUUGGUUCGCUGGUUGAUCUUGAAAAUGAUGACACGUCACUUACUUCAGCCGAAGACAAUCUGAGAGAGGAAGGCACUAAAUUUGUAGAGAAUACAUUGGAUAACCUUGAAAAGUCGAACGUGAAUUUGGGGGCGAAAUCCUUAACUGAGAUAGCGGACAAGCUGGUCGCUGAGCCUGCCACUAAAAACAGAAACAUAAUGCCUAAAAUAGCCAACCUUCUCAACAAGACUGUGAACACGAUAGAUAGUGAUCCUGAUGCAUCUAAUGAAGAUAAGCUGGAGAUGACGGGUAAAGUGCUGGCUGGCUUGUUUAACUUGAAACAGGGCAUGAAGGUAACGAAAGCUCGACCUGGGAAGAGUGCCAGGGAGGAGGCGAAGAAAAAGGCCAAGCCUGACAUGUCAUUACCAAGGGAUGGAAAGUCGUUUGAUGGUGACGCUGCCAGAGAGGAGAGAGAUUCGGUGGCCAAGACCAACAAGGAGCUCUCAGACGAACAGGAGGAUGAUAUGUAUGCUGACCUGGAGGAAAUUGAGGAGAAAUGCUUGACUAUGAUGGUGAAGAAAGCGCCGACCGGCGGGAAGAAGGUGGAGGUGGUUUCGGGAAAGACAAAGGUGGUACUUCAGAAGGAUGAGGCGGGGAAGUCGAGGAGACUGUAUGCUAAGCAUGGAGAUGAUGAGGCUGAUGUACCAUCCAUCUGCGAGGUGGAUCCGCCAUACUGUGAGGAUCCACACAGGACAGUAUCGGUUGCGGUUGUCAUGUCGAAGAACAACCACAUAGGGAAGAAGAUGCAUCCACACCGGACCUCCUCGUCCGUCGAGAUCCGCAUGUUAGACUCUGAUGGUAAUGAGAAAAAGAUUAACGGGACCAAUGUCAAGGUCAACUAUACGAUGCGGAUGAGACUGAACGAGACGGAGAGGAAGCCUGUGGAUUAUGAAGGAAUGGAGCACGGCGAUCCGUACUUGAGUAUAUCAAUACGGGCCGAGUAUCCUGCAAUACCUGACCCACCUUACUGUAACUACAAGUCCUCUGAACUCUUCAUCCGUCCAGUGCCCGAACCAUUCGACCCAAACAAGGCAUACAUGGUAUUCGUUGCCUUUGACGGUCGCGUUAACUUGACUGCGGGGUAUUACAAUUCCACGUAUAUUGUCCCCAGUCAUCUUGAGGGAAGAGAUGGAACAGUAGGCCCCGAAUCAGAAUCGGAUCCGUAUACCUUCACGCUAGAUGCUGAGACGAAGCGUACUCAGAUGUAUGCCAAAGAUCCUUGCACGCUCUACAUCGGCCUGAGAGAACUGGACAGCGCCGAGUUCGAAACGUACAAUGACUCCGACACUAAACCUGACGUCAGUCAAGAAAGGGUGGAAGAUUGGAGAGCAAAGAAGGGCAACCUCACCUCCAAUGUAACUGUCAAUACAUAUGCGCAGAACUGCAUGUACUACGAUGAGAAGGCAAAGGAUUGGAGUGGAAGAGGUUGUAUGGUUAAUGAAAAGAAGUCUACCCGAUCAAAAGUCUCUUGCACGUGUAACCAUUUGACAUCAUUCGCGGGCGGCUGGGUGGUUGUCCCCAAUAGACUUGACUUCAACUAUAUCUUCAAGAACAUGGACCCGUUAAAGAAUCCAACCGUCUACGCCACUCUUAUUACAAUCAUUUUACUCUAUUUGAUUGGAGCAGUGAUAUGUAGGAAGGAGGACAAGAAGGACGUGGAAAGGGCUUGCGUCUACCCAUUGGUUGACAAUGAUCCAGAUGACAAGUACAUGUAUGAGUUAAUGGUGGCAAGCGGGAUGGCGAAAGGUGCUGGCACACAUUCCAGGGUGUAUUUCGUCCUGUCUGGUGAAAACGAUGAAACUGAUGUGAGGAUCUUACAUGACCGCUCAAGAGGGAACAAGCACUGCCUCGACAGGGGUAACAUCGACUGUUUCUUACUGACUACGCCCAGGCCACUCGGCGAGCUGAACUAUGCCCGCAUCUGGCAUGACAACUCGGGCGAAGGCAAAUUCGCAUCUUGGUAUCUGAAAUACUUCCUCGUCAAUGAUGUUCAAACAAAGAAGAAAUAUCAAUUCAUCCUGAACCGAUGGCUGGCAGUGGAGGAAGACGAUGGACAGAUUGACCGACUUAUCCCAGUGGCAGGGAAGGAACAGAUGGUCGAGUUUUCUCAUCUCUUCACACAAACCUCAAGGAAGAAUCUCUGCGAUGAGCAUCUCUGGUUCUCACUGGUUGCCCGGCCCCCGAGGAGUAGAUUCACCCGCCUACAGAGAAUCUCCUGCUGCCUCCAACUGUUGGUGUUGACCAUGCUGACCAAUGCUAUGUUCUACGGUAUCGGCGAUACCGAGAAACCCAACACCAAUGCACUGGAGUUGGGACCAUUCAGCUUGAGCCCGCAACAGAUUAGCAUCGGUGUGAUGGCCAACUUGAUAAUCUUCCCGGCUACCUUCCUAACCGUAUGGUUGUUCAGGAAGGCCCGCGCUCGAAAGAAACGUCCAUCGCGUAUCCAGGAAGCGAAGGACAGGAAACCCGAUGGAGAUAGCGAGAGCAAUGCCUCCACUUCAGUCAGCGAUAUCAGGGCCGAGGUAAACAAGUGUGAGCCAAUCAGAGAUGACCCGCCGCCCUACAUGCGUGACAUGCACGACUUGAACGGAAUGCACAAUGGCGUCAAUGGGCUACAAAAUGGCCGCACGGAUUCUCCACCUGACAGCAUAGAAAGAAGGAUUGGAAUACCCAUGGACGACCCACUACUGAAGAAAAAGAAGAAGGCAUUCUCUCUGCCGUGGUACUGCCGUCACUUGGCUUGGCUGUUCCUAGUCAUCAUGUGCCUGGUCGGCAUCACAUUUUCACUCUUCUACGGGAUCCAGUUCGGAGAGGAGAAAUCCAAGAAGUGGAUCACAUCGAUGAUGGCUGCCUUCAUCAUGUCUAUCUUCAUCACAGAACCUGUCAAGGUAUUCCUUGUGGCGCUGUUCUUCUCUCUGAUCCUGAAGAAAGCAGACGAUGAUGUCGACGACCUUGAAGAAGAUGAAGAGGAACCGGAACUACAGUAUGACGAGGAGUGGCUGGCUAGACCUAAUGACCAAGGCACAUUUGGCUUGGCUAAACCACGAACGAUUGCCUACAAACCGCCAGACCCAGAACAGCUCGAGAAGUUCCGAGUAAACCGCCUCAAGGAGCUAAAGAUGUAUGCCAUCCUUCGAGAGAUCCUAAGCUAUGCUUUGUUUGUCUGGAUCUUAUUGUCGAUCAGUUACAGCUUCAGGGACCCAGACUCCUACAAACUCAAAGAGGAGAUGGUCAAUGUGUUCAUCGAGAAUAACAAAGGUGACCCUGACUCUGCUUACACACAGAUUAUCAGCUACGGUGGCUAUUGGAACUGGGCAAAAGAGGUGCUCCUACCAGCACUACUCGUAGACCCUUGGUACGAUCAACAAACAAACUAUAGGCAACCGUAUGGACAGAGAGGUUUCAUAGUGGACAGGGCCCAAAGACACAUGGGUUAUGCAGUGAUGCGGCAGCUCAGAGCUAAACCUAAUUCCUGUCCCCUAGAAAGGGCGAUGGCAGAGGUGAUCAAUGAGUGUGUUGAAGAAUAUGGCAUGUUCACCCAGGAGGAGCAAACCUUUGGAGUGGGCUGGAAACCUUAUAAUGAAACGCUGGACAACACCAGGGAAGAGUACAAGUAUACGGAGGCUUCAGCGCUCGACGGCUUCCCUUACCUUGGAACUAUAGCGGUGUAUGCUGGUGGCGGGUAUGUUCACCGGUUGCAGGGUAGUGACAAGGAGAUGAUGGAAGGCAUAGACCAGUUGAUUAAUGAGCAAUGGCUUGAUGCAUACACCAGAGCUAUCUUCAUCGAGUUCACCGUGUACAACCCAAACACUAAUCUCUUCGCCGUAUCGACCAUUUUAACCGAGUUCCCAGGUAGCACAGCCAUGGUGAAUACGUACCGGUUCGAACCAGUAAAUCUGUUGGGCGACUACCAUGGUGACGGCAAAUGGUAUGAACUGACCUGUCAAAUUGGCUUCUGUAUCUUCCUUGUCUAUUUCAUCUACCGAGAAAUCAAGGUGGUCUUCAAGGAAAGGAAGGCCUACUUUACACACCUUUGGAACAUUGGUGAGUUGGCCAUCAUCGGCCUCUCCGUGGCCUCCAUUACCAUCUACUUCUACCGCCUGGUGGUCACGAAGAGCCUGCUGAAAACCUUCAAGAAGUCACACGGCUUGGCAUACGUGAAGUUCCAGUAUGUCGCCUCAUGGAAUGAGUUGCUCCUCUACCUGGUCGGCUGGCUCGUGUUCUUUGCCAACCUCAAGUUCCUGCGUUUGCUUCGCUUCAACAAGCGGAUGGCGAUCCUUGGCUCCGUUCUCCGUCAUUGUCGAAAGGAUCUGUUCGCUUUCGGAGUCAUGUUUGCCAUCAUGUUUUUCGCCUUCGUUCAGUUCUUCUACCUGAUUUUCUUACGGAACCUCCUCGGUUACAAAUCCUUCGUGGCAUCUGCUGAGACAAGCUUGAACAUCAUGCUGGGAAAGUUCGACUUCCAGGCCAUGUUACAAUCAAGUUCGGUCCUGGGUCCGUUCUUCUUCUUUCUCUACGUGGUAACCAUCGUCAUGAUCUUGAUCAACAUGUUCCUGUCUAUCCUGAACGAGUCGUUUACCAUCGUCAAGAACGAUGUAAGUAAGCAGUCCAAUGACUACGAGAUGGUCGACUUCAUCAUGCGGCGCUUCAAGUUGUGGACGGGGAUAGGCAACGGCCAGCCAAUGGUGAGCGACCUCGGAGCAGAUGAUCCAAUGACCGAAAAGGGAGACGCCAUGAACAUGAACGGCAUGCCGCCAGCCUUUCAGAUGCAGCUUGACAAUUUCCCGGACAAGAUUGACAAGCUCCUAAACACGAUCAGUAAGGUCUACUUCGACCAUGACAAGAUUGACGCCUUAUUGGAUCCCAGCAAGAUGGGAAACGAAGGGAAGGCGGCUAUGAAGAUGAUGCUGAAGCAACAGCGCAUUAAGGAGGAACAAGAAACAGAGAUAAGAGAAAGAGGUUUCCAUUCUCGCGGACGGCCGCUGCCACCUACGGUACCGUUCAGGAAUAUGCAUGUGCCUAUGCCAGAUGUGGAGAAUGUCGAGAAGUAGCAUGUCCUGCACUGAUGUAUUUGGCCAGCAUUAGCCUGAAAUACAGGAGACAUAUUCAUGCAUACGUGAGUGGACAACUAGACAGCAGUCCACAUGUCGUUUGGAAUGAGCAGUUGUAGAAUUAGCUUUAGACACCAGUUACUGAGGCAAAGCGAUCCAGUGAAGGUUCUUCUAUAUCUGAAAAAAACUCCCCUCUUUGCUUCAGAAACUGUCAGGACUAAACGUGUUACUUUCAUCGUACACUUUGUUAGGUUACUUCAUGUUAAAUGUGCAUGUGCCAUGAUACACUAGCAACUGAUAUAUGUAAAGGGAAUACAAUGACAAUGGUAGAAUGCACAAAACUGGCACGAAGUUAGGCUUACUAGUUAACAGGCUUGAAGCCAGAAGGAGAACAGAAAAGUGUUUAGUCUGAGAGUCCGUCACUCGUUUCAGUCUUACACGACUUAUGAUACACACUCCUCUUGAAACCUCUUUUUAUUAUGCCAUCUUUGGUUCUGUCGCUUAAUCUAGAGUUCGCAGCCUUUUGUGGUGACGGUCUAUGUGCAUUGCUGUAUAGAGCUCAGUGAGAAACACAGCUUGAGAGUCCAUUCUUAGAACGCGAUAGGCCGAACCCUUAACAGGAAUGCAUUGGAAUAGAACACUCUCUCUUGAUAGAAUCACGUCAUCGAGGACACUGUUAUGUGGACAUUUUCUUCCGUUUGAUUUUGUUGGUCGGCGUGUAGGUUGG
Molecule: messenger RNA, 11884 nt
Organism: Lineus longissimus
Lineage: Eukaryota; Metazoa; Nemertea; Pilidiophora; Heteronemertea; Lineidae
Exons: 39
Coding region: 64-11157 (3697 amino acids)
Biological process (GO): detection of mechanical stimulus
Cellular component (GO): membrane
Molecular function (GO): protein binding; calcium channel activity; calcium ion binding
Source: RefSeq, a predicted model, not a curated record